GAAUUCUGACGUGACAACAACUCAAUAAAAAAAAAAAACAUUUUUUUCCUCGUUUUGGUCCUCUGUUUCUCUGAUUCGAAGUGCCACCCAGAUCCUCUGAAGUACCAAAUCCUUUUCCUCCAGGUUUGGGGUCAAGAGUUUGAUGGUGAAUGGGGGUUCAAACGAUGGCAUCGCAAAGCAAUGGCCAACAAUCUCAUAUGCAGCCGUGUCAAUUGAUGAGGCAAACCUCGUGGUAUAACCUCACUCUCAACGAAGUUGAAAACCAAAUGGGAAAUUUAGGGAAGCCCUUGUGUAGCAUGAACCUUGAUGAGCUUCUUAAAAAUGUAUGGAGCACAGAAGCAAAUCAAUCGAUGGGAAUGGAUAGUGAAAGUACCGCAACAUCUUCUCUUCAACGUCAGGCUAGUUUCACAUUGGCUAGGGCAUUGAGUGGGAAGACAGUGGAUCAAGUCUGGAAAGAGAUUCAAGAAGGGCAGAAGAAGAGGUUUGGUCAGGAAAUGAACGUUCAGGAAAGAGAGCAGACACUUGGCGAAACAACUUUGGAGGAUUUUUUGGUACAAGCAGGACUUUUUGCCGAGGCAACAAUAAGCCCUUCUUUGGAUUUGGUUACUGUUGCUGCAGGGACUCCGCAAUGUUUUCCACAGAACAUGGUCCUCUCCUCAUCCCCUUCAACUGGCACGUUAUCUGACUCUACGACAUCGGGAUGGAACAGGGAUGCCCCAGAUACACUUGAGAAGAGUAUUGAGAGGAGGCUCAAGAGAAAGAUCAAGAACAGGGAAUCUGCUGCCCGUUCUCGAGCUAGAAAACAGGCCUAUCAUAAUGAGCUGGUGAGCAAGGUUUCACGUUUAGAGGAGGAGAAUAUAAAGCUCAAGAAAGAGAAGGAAUUUGAGAAGAAGUUCCCAAUUGAACCUUCACCUGAACAGAAAUAUCAGCUUAGAAGAACCAGUUCUGCCACUUUCUGACGUACAUCUAUCUAUGUGAAAGAUUUGUAGUUGAUCAAGCGUUAUUGCUAGCCUCCUGGGUUUGUGUGGAAAAUGCUGUCGAAAUUCAUCAUGAGGCUGCUUCACCACUGCUGCUACUGUUGUGAUUCCACCUAGCCCGCCUUUAGCUUUCAUCAUAUGUACAUUCAAGGUGAUCUUGGUAUUUUAUACAGCACCAUAUGUGCAAUGUUAAUAACUUUAUAUGUCUAGGCUCCGACUUGGAGAAAGAAUUAUGUCUCACCCGUGUAUUAGAUUGUGAGAAUUUUAAGACAUGGACAUCAUUAACUUAACUGUAACCAAUUUGUCGAAAUUUCUUUGUCUCUGC
Messenger RNA from Populus euphratica (Euphrates poplar), 1302 nucleotides. RefSeq names its product ABSCISIC ACID-INSENSITIVE 5-like protein 2. The record is from RefSeq and is a predicted model, not a curated record. Gene Ontology annotation, molecular function: DNA-binding transcription factor activity. Bases 150 to 959 code for a protein of 269 amino acids. Gene Ontology annotation, biological process: positive regulation of DNA-templated transcription. The transcript is spliced from 4 exons. Gene Ontology annotation, cellular component: nucleus. Lineage: Eukaryota; Viridiplantae; Streptophyta; Magnoliopsida; Malpighiales; Salicaceae.